Diaporthe citri is the source of this 1596-nucleotide messenger RNA. RefSeq lists its product as uncharacterized. Gene Ontology annotation, biological process: sterol metabolic process. The transcript is spliced from 4 exons. Bases 1 to 1596 code for a protein of 531 amino acids. NCBI's taxonomy places the organism in Eukaryota, Fungi, Ascomycota, Sordariomycetes, Diaporthales, Diaporthaceae. The record is from RefSeq and is a predicted model, not a curated record. Gene Ontology annotation, molecular function: heme binding; oxidoreductase activity, acting on paired donors, with incorporation or reduction of molecular oxygen; iron ion binding.
AUGGACACGAACUCCACCAGCUUCACCUCGCCGCUGGCGAGUCCACAGAACGGCAACAUCAACAUACCACUUCAGCUCGAAUAUGUUGUUGACGCAAUCUCUCAUGCCAGCCUGUGGACGGUCUUGUGGACCGCUGUGGCUCUCGCAGUCGCCUAUGAUCAAAUCAGCUAUAUCCGCCAGAAGGGCUCAAUCGUUGGCCCAUCUUGGAAGGCUCCCUUUAUUGGACCCUUCUUGCAGUCCAUGAACCCCAAAUUUUCAGAAUACUACGGAAAAUGGCUGAGCGGCGAACUCAGCUGCGUUUCUAUCUUCCACAAGUUCGUCAUCAUUGCUUCCACUCGAGAUAUGUCCCGCAAGGUUUUCAACUCUCCAACCUUUGUCAAGCCAUGCGUUGUCGAUGUCGCCCCUAAGCUCCUCGGAGCUGACAACUGGGUGUUCCUGGACGGCAAGCCUCACGUCGACUUCCGCAAGGGCCUGAAUGGACUGUUCACGCGCCAGGCUCUGGAGUGCUACCUCCCCGGCCAAGAAGACGUGUACAACCGCUACUUCAAGAAGUGGGUUCAGCUCACCAAGGAUGCUGGUAGCAAGCCCGUGCCUUGGAUGUCUGAGUUCCGAGAGAUCAUCACUGCCGUGUCUCUGCGAACUUUCUGCGGACAUUACGUGUCUGACGAGGGCGUCAAGAGGAUUGCGGACGAUUACUACCUGAUUACCGAGGCCUUGGAACUGGUCAAUUUCCCCUUCAUCAUCCCCUAUAGCAAGACUUGGUACGGUAAAAAGGCCGCAGACAUGGUGCUUGCAGAAUUUUCAAAGGCGGCUGCCAAGAGCAAGGUCCGCAUGAACGCCGGAGGCGAAGUCUCCUGCAUCAUGGACGGCUGGGUCAAGAGCAUGGUGGACUCCCGCAGAUGGCGUGAGGCCGAGGCCAGGGGUGAGAAGACUGAGAAGCCAACACCUUUGCUGCGAGAAUUCUCCGACUACGAGAUCGCCCAAACCGUCUUCACCUUCCUCUUCGCAUCCCAAGAUGCCACCAGCAGCGCUGCUACGUGGCUGUUUCAGAUCAUGGCCCAGCGGCCCGACAUCCUCGACCGAGUCAGAGAGGAAAACCUCCAGACCCGCAACGGUGACAUCAACGCAGCCCUGACCUUGGACCAGCUCGAAUCGAUGAAGUACACCCGCGCCGUGGUCCGUGAGCUGCUGCGGUACCGGCCCCCUGUGCUGAUGGUGCCUUACCUUGCAAAGAAGGCAUUCCCCAUCACCGACACCUACACUGUUCCCAAGGGCGCCAUGGUCAUCCCCUCGACAUACCUCUCACUACGGGACCCUGAAGUGUACGAAAACCCGGACGAGUUCAACCCCGAGCGGUACUACACAGGCGAUGCCGAGGAGAAGGGCGCAAAGAACUGGCUGGUUUUCGGCACUGGUCCUCACUACUGCCUUGGACAGCACUACGCCAUGUUCAACCUUGCCCUGAUGAUCGGCAAGGCCUCACUCCUGAUGGACUGGACGCACCACCCGACAUCAAAGUCGGAGGAGAUUAAGGUGUUUGCCACCAUCUUCCCAAUGGACGACUGUCCCUUGACCUUUGAGGACCGGAAGUGGUAG